GUGCGAAGUCCUGUUGUCACUUUCUUUUCUCCACAUCUCUCCGAGAGCCAAACGAAGACCUGACGUCUAUUUUUUACCUUCAUCUUGAUUGGCUUUCGGAAGGGUGCCUGGAAGAUUGGAAUCAUGGAUGUCUCUCUCCCGUCUCCACCAGGUGUCAGUGCUCUACGCGAGUCAUUUGGUGAUAGGAAACCCCCAGACAUUACUCGCAAGAUUACCGCCUGUGUUGCAUGUCGUAAACAGAAGGUAAAAUGUCACAUGCGAGAUGGCCAGACUCCAUGCUCUCGAUGCAAGAAAAGAGGCUUGUCCUGUGCGGUCAACCGGAGUUUACAAAUGUUGAUGGAAGAUGAUGCAACGUGGAAAGAUGCAGUGUCACAGAAGCUACGAUGGCUGGAAGAGACCAUGGCUCAGGUUGUGACGAAAGUAAGCCUGCCAGAAGUGCAGCUUCCAGCCCAAAAUGAUGCAGAUUCGACCACCCCAGCUGCAGUAAAUGCAGGCCCAUCUACUCAAAGCCCAGAAUCCUCCAUUGAAAAUAGCGAUGAGCAAGCACAAGCAUGGGAGAUUGUAAUGGAUCCUCGAGGUGGUCCAGCUUCGAUUCCAGCCGCAUGUGUCUCCGAAAUUCGGGGGACAGCUUCAUCGAACGAUAUCCCUUCAGGCAGUCCAGACUUGAUUUCCAUUGGGAUCCUAUCCCUGCACCAAGCGCUGUCUUUGUUUGAUAUAUAUAAUCUACGGCUAGACCAUUUCUUGUAUCGCAUUUUAGGAGAUCACACCAGCCUAGACUCGGUGCGAAGGACGUCCCCACUAUUAACAGCUGCCGUCUGUACAGUCGGAGCUCUACAUUCGCAGUCCUUGAGUCAUCUGUUUGAUGUUUGUUACCGUGAGUAUAAAGCUCUCGCUGCAGCACAGACAUUCUCCACAAAGGUCAAUGAUGAUGACGUACGGGGUCUAUGUAUUGGUGCCUUUUGGCUGCAUGAGCUUUCAUGGGCAUCGGUUGGAACUGCCGUUCGAAUUGCAUCCGAUAUCAAACUCCAUCAUGGGAUUUAUAAAGCUCUAAAUGGUGAGCGGAAAGGGUAUCUUCGUGCCCGGUUGUACUAUCUUGUUUAUGUAUGCGACCAUCACUUUUCAGUUGCCUACGGCAGACCUCCAAUGUCCCGUGAGGGAUUCAUUAUCGACUCUGCCAGCCGAUUUCUCGAAAUUGAGCAUGCGACAGAGGAUGAUGCUAGGCUGAUUAGCCAGGUCAAGGAAUGGUCUAUUCUGGGCCAGGUCUUUGAUACAUUUGGCGUUGAUGUUGAUACAGCCAUUCCUCUGCAGGAUCUUCCCCAGCUUCGCAGAUAUGCAAUUGCCUUAGAUACAUGGCAUGCAGAUUGGAGUGAAACAUUUCGGUCGAGUAAGAAUGUUGGAAACUAUCCCCAGAAGGGCGUUGGUUUCCACUUUCACUUUGCAAAGCUCUAUCUCUGCUCACAUGCAUUCAGAGGUGCACCCACGGCACAAGAUUCUUCGCAAUGCUUAACACCUGAAAUGGAGGAAAUUGCCAAUACUGGUGUAUUGUCCGCCAUGUCCAUCCUCAGGGUUAUUGUAUCAGAUGGAGAAUUUCGAUCCUUUUUGAAUGGCUUACCGCUCUACUUUGACACCAUGCUUGCAUUUGCCGUUGUCUUCUUGCUUAAAGUAGCAACGAAGUAUGCAACUGCAAUCCGGAUUGAUACUACGAAGAUUCUGUCUCUCGUUUCCCAAACAGUCAUCGCAUUGCGUGAGGUUACCCGAUCAAUGCACCGCCAGCAUUUGCUCGUCGUAAUUGCCGGAGGGCUGGACAAAUUACUAUUGAAAUGUCAGGAGCCAGUCCAUAUGAGCCAUGAAACAGCGCCUCAUCCGUCUCCGGGCCCUGAGCAUCUGUCGCUUAAUGACAUGACCUGGAUGGAAAACAUGACCAACUUUGAUUUUCUAACCAACUCUUCGGAUUUUGAUAACUGGUUACUCCACUACAGUACAUCAAACGGGCCUUCUUACAGCCAACAAUAGAUAAAUAUCAAGAGUGCCAGUUGAGCACAAGAUCGAAAAUGUCAUAGUUUCUCCAACUCCUCAACUCGGAAGCUCGAAGACUUUGCACCGGCUUGGACAUGAUAACUGGAAUAUUCUGCUCGCUCAGACCACCAUGUGAGCGUAGAGGGUGGUCUUUCACUUUAGAUAGGUCGUGUUCAGAUUCGCGACUUCCGAUGACUGCAUGAGACUUUGAAAUGACAACGAUAUCGCCUUCCCGGUCUAAUGGCAUUUCAUACUUCUGUGCUGCUUCAUUUCCGCCCAGAGCAUUCUCGAUAUCCGGAAGUGACUGGCAAAAAGAGAGCAUCGGCUCGAGCUGUAUUGAAUCUUUGAGGUAGACCCGAACAAACGAACCAAGAGCACCAUGAUGUCGAACAAAUGGAUCUGUAAUGGGGCAGAUGACUCUUGAUGCACCAGGGC
Molecule: messenger RNA, 2451 nt
Organism: Aspergillus wentii DTO 134E9
Lineage: Eukaryota; Fungi; Ascomycota; Eurotiomycetes; Eurotiales; Aspergillaceae
Product: Zn(II)2Cys6 transcription factor
Exons: 4
Coding region: 124-2013 (629 amino acids)
Biological process (GO): regulation of DNA-templated transcription
Cellular component (GO): nucleus
Molecular function (GO): DNA-binding transcription factor activity, RNA polymerase II-specific; zinc ion binding; transcription cis-regulatory region binding
Source: RefSeq, a predicted model, not a curated record